AACUAUGUUCCAGCUUAUGUGAUGCUCCCACUUGGAGUGAUUUCUGCUGAGAAUGUCUUUGAAGACCCAGAUGGGCUCAAAGAAGGACUCUUGAAGCUACGAGGAGCAGGUGUUGAUGGGGUUAUGGUUGAUGUGUGGUGGGGUAUCAUAGAACUGAAGGGGCCUAAGCAAUAUGACUGGAGUGCCUAUAGGCGCUUGUUUCAACUGGUUCAGGAAUGUGGCUUGAAACUGCAAGCCAUCAUGUCAUUCCAUCAAUGUGGAGGGAACGUAGGAGAUGUUGUUAACAUCCCAAUUCCUCCUUGGGUACUUAACAUUGGAGAAUCAGAUCCUGAUAUCUUCUACACCAACCGAUCGGGUACCAGGAACAUAGAAUAUCUAACCCUUGGUGUAGACAAGCAGCCUAUUUUCCAUGGAAGAACAGCCAUUGAGAUAUACAGUGACUACAUGAAGAGUUUCCGAGAAAACAUGUCAGAUUUUCUUGCAUCUGGGCUUAUUGUAGAUGUUGAAGUUGGACUUGGCCCAGCAGGAGAGCUCAGGUACCCCUCUUAUCCAGAAAGUCAAGGAUGGAAAUUUCCUGGUAUUGGAGAAUUUCAGUGCUAUGACAAAUAUUUGAAGGCAGAUUUUAAAGCAGCUGCAGCAACGGCUGGCCAUCCUGAAUGGGAUCUGCCAGAUGAUGCAGGGAAGUAUAACGACGUACCAGAAUCUACUGGGUUCUUCAAAUCAAAUGGCACAUAUGUCACUGAGAAAGGGAAGUUCUUCUUAACUUGGUAUUCUACCAAAUUGCUGAAUCAUGGAGAUGAAAUUCUAGAACAAGCCAACAAAGCUUUCCUGGGCUGUAAAGUCAACUUAGCGAUCAAAGUAUCUGGAAUCCACUGGUGGUACAAAGUUGAAAAUCAUGCUGCUGAGCUUACUGCUGGAUAUUACAAUCUUCAUGAUAGAGAUGGAUACCGUCCCAUUGCAAGAAUGCUGUCUCGUCAUCAUGCCAUCCUUAACUUUACAUGUCUUGAGAUGAAGGACUCAGAACAAAGCGCUGAUGCCAAAAGUGGACCACAGGAACUUGUCCAGCAGGUCUUUAGUGGAGGUUGGAAAGAAAAUAUCCAAGUUGCUGGAGAAAAUGCACUUCCAAGGUAUGAUGCCACUGCUUACAACCAGAUCAUACUGAAUGCAAGGCCACAAGGUGUCAACAAAAAUGGCCCUCCAAAACUAAAGAUGAUCGGAUUCACGUACCUUCGUCUUUCAGAUGACCUACUACAACAAUCAAAUUUUGCUAUAUUCAAAAAAUUUGUGCUGAAGCUUCAUGCAGAUCAGGAUUACUGUGCAGACCCUCAAAAGUACAAUCAGGCCAUAACACCAUUGAAGCCACCAGAACCAAAGAUUCCCAUUGAGGUUCUUCUUGAAGCAACUAAACCAACAGCCCCGUUCCCCUGGCUUUCAGAGACAGACAUGAAAGUUGAUGGUUGAUUUGCCAAUUUGACGUGAGGAGUAAUUAAAAAAAUCUGCUGGAAAUAAUAUCUACUGUUCAGAUAUAAAUAAAUCACCCAGUCCCCCACGUCUGCGAUGCUAAUAAUAAUGCAAUAAUGUUGCAAUGUCUAAACAUCUAGAUAUUGCUCGGGUGUACUUUUAUGUGUGCUUUCCUAUCCACGAGUUUAAUAAAUUAUGUUAUCAAACUUCCA
This is a messenger RNA of Abrus precatorius (Indian licorice), 1673 nucleotides long. Its product is annotated as beta-amylase. Bases 22 to 1461 code for a protein of 479 amino acids. Gene Ontology annotation, biological process: polysaccharide catabolic process. The record is from RefSeq and is a predicted model, not a curated record. Lineage: Eukaryota; Viridiplantae; Streptophyta; Magnoliopsida; Fabales; Fabaceae. The transcript is spliced from 7 exons. Gene Ontology annotation, molecular function: beta-amylase activity.